CGGUACCUUGGCUAAAAGAAUACUUAAAACAACGAGGCAUUCAAAGCUCAGGAAAGCGUAAGGCUGAACUAAUAGAACUUUGUGUAAAAAGUGAGGAGAUAAAAGUCCCGAAAAUCUCGAAGAAGAAGAGCCAGUCGAUCCAGCAAUUUCAAUGAAAGAGCAACUGAAAACUACCGAUGAAGGGUACUUGACCAAUCCGUUGAACAAGGAAAAUCAGGCUUUUGGUAAAUGGACCCAAAAUUUUCAAACUUAUCAGACUUUAGAUUUCAAACGUAUCAGACUUUAGAUCUUGUGGGAAAGGAUCUCGGAUAUAACGCCGAAAGCUUAAAAAGUUACAAAUCUCUUUUGGGAUACAAGUUGUACUUCGAUGGACACGUAGAAGACCUUCGUUAUCAUCCACCACAACCUAAUACCAGUAGUUACAGUUAUUUUGUGUUUGCUGUAAAGCCAACUGAAAGGUCCAAGACUGAUGAUAGGUCUGCAACAUAUAAGGGUUUUUUUUUUAUUUUAAAGAAGGAUGGAAGUGUACAUUCAGCCAACUGCCCAUGCAAAGGAGGGGCAGAUGGAGGUUGCUGCCAUAUAGCUGCAGCACUGUUUGAUCUGGAAGCAAGCAUAAGAUUUAAUGAUCUCCAGUCAUGUACAUUAGGACAGUGCAUGUGAAAAAAGAAAGGAAAGAGAAAUGAGGGAAGUUUGCCCAUCCAGGACUCAGAAACAAGUUGUGGUGGCUAUGGUGUAACAGUAAGGGACUCCAUAAAGUCAAGGGAUUUUAAUCCACUUUGUAUUCCUUAUGACCCAACUGUAUUAGAACAACAGUUCAAAACUGGGUUGCUGGAAACAUUCCCAAGCUCUUCUGCUCUGCCUUUUUUGCAUUCAGCUGAAGAA
Messenger RNA from Stylophora pistillata, 882 nucleotides. RefSeq lists its product as uncharacterized. The record is from RefSeq and is a predicted model, not a curated record. NCBI's taxonomy places the organism in Eukaryota, Metazoa, Cnidaria, Anthozoa, Scleractinia, Pocilloporidae.